Molecule: messenger RNA, 17593 nt
Organism: Saccostrea cuccullata (small rock oyster)
Lineage: Eukaryota; Metazoa; Mollusca; Bivalvia; Ostreida; Ostreidae
Product: E3 ubiquitin-protein ligase rnf213-alpha-like
Molecular function (GO): ATP hydrolysis activity; ATP binding; ubiquitin-protein transferase activity
Source: RefSeq, a predicted model, not a curated record
AGUGAUUACGCAACCACUGAUGCAGACAUAACAAGAAACAAAAGAGAAAGGAAAACUAAAUUUUCCAUGAAGCCAUUGCUGGCAUAAAAAAUGAUUGACUGAAAUGUAGAGUGGGAAAAAGAAAUCAUCAUGAACUGUGUCAAGUGCCAUAAUCCACUUCAGGACAAAGACAAUUUUUGUCCCGAGUGUGGACAGAAAGUGUCGAGGGAUACCACAGCCAAGUCAGUCCCGUGCCCCAGUACCAUUCAGGAUGGGGCCAGGACCCCUGAACCCUGUGGGGAGGAAAUCAAGGAAGGAAGGAGAUUUUGCAAUAAGUGUGGAUGGAGGAUAAAUCCUGCUUGUUUCCUACCAGGUGCAAAAAUGUGCAGUGGAAUGCACCAUGUGACAACAUUGUGACUCCCAACAUCAUGUUCUGCUCAGAGUGCGGGACAACCCCAGGCUCUGGGACACAGAAUACAGAUAGUUCUAACAGAAAUACCAAUAAUUCAAAUCCUUUGCCAUCAACCAAACAGAAUCUACUUGAAUCUGGAAUGGCACAAAGUGAUGCAUUACUUACACUUGAUAAAGAUCCGACAAAAAACACUCUUCCAGUGAGAACUGAAGAUGAAGAAAAAUCCUGUUCUGUCUCAAGAAGUUCAACAGCUAUUCAAAGCGUGGAUAAAGAUAUGAAAAAUCUCUCUUUGAAGGAUGCCAAUAAAGAUGCAACUGUCAAACACACAGGAUGGAGUGAUAACAAUCUUGAAAAGAAAAUGGUUACAUCCCAGGAAAAACUUGAUGAUCCACAACAGAGUGAAAAUUUGAGUGACAAAACAGAGAAUCCUUUUACUGAGCCUGGAAAGACAGAAGAAUUAGAAAAGAAAGACAUAAUAGAAUCAGGGGGCCGAAUGGAAGACUGUGUGACAAUUGACUUGAAUAAAUCACAGCAAUUGAAGAAUGACUCUCAGUUUGAAUCCAGUGAAGCAAGUCAAAAGAAUCAACUGUUGGACAAAAAUAUACAGUCUCCUCCAUCUGGCGGCCAAAUAUUUCCAACACCAAACCAAAGUGGAAAUAUAACGCACACAAGAUCACAGUCAGAUGAUAAUGCGAAAGACCGAGAUGAGGAAAAAUCAUCUGAUAUUUGGUGUCCACCCAAAGACAAAGCAAAAAUAGAUGAAAGUGCAGCAAAUGCUAAAAAUUUAAAGGACGGCUGCACGCUCAGUGACAGUGUUCAAAACAAAAGCCAUGAACAGAAUAGCUUGCAAAACAAACAGCAGACUGAGCAAGACAAUGAAAACAGAAAAGAGGCUGAAAGUCAAGAUGAAUCAGACAGUGAUACAGAGAGCAGCAGUGAAGGAGUAUCGGAUAAAGAAAGCGUAUCAGAAGUUGCGGGAUCACAGCCAAAGAGAAGGAAGAAAGCAAAAAAGAAAGGUAGAGAGAAGUACAUGAAGAAAAAGGCCAGGAAAGAAAAAUCAAAAAGCAGCAAAGAAAAGGAUUAUGUACCAGAGGAAGCUUCCAGUCUGACUCAAAAGACGCCAAAAGUAAAUGAGGCCAUGGAAAAAAGCAAUGAAAUUCCUACACAAGAAAAACCUUCAGAUGUUGGGAAAAGAGAUUCUUCUGGAUCAUCAGAGCCUGCAAAAGCAGUAUCUCAGUCCACAACAACCACUGGAAGUAACUCAACGGCUUUUCCUUCACAAAAUGAAUCAUCAUGUGACCCAUUGUCACAGGGACAAGCUGGGUAUGGAGAUGGAACAAGUGUUGAUCCACCUGCCAUGAAUAUUGGAGACAGUAAUGUACAGAACCAGAAUUUGUCUACAGCAUUCAGUGGAAGAUCUUAUGCAGAUGCUGCAACAACAGGAAAUGUUAUGAUGACAAGAAGCAAAACUGAAAGUGUGGAAAUAAAUUUUUGUGCCAUUGCAUCACCUAAAUUUCUUGUCAAUCUAUCAAAUAGUCGAGUUUGCUUGAGAUUCAGUGCAGUUGAGUUAGGAGGAAUGAAUAGUUUUUGGUCAACAUCAUGGACACAUACUGUUGAUGGACAUUAUGCAAUAUCAUCAAAGGUGAUAGUUCCAAGAAGUGUUCUACGUGACUUGGGAUUAACAUACUGCUACUGUGUCCUAAUUAACAAUGACUAUAAUAAUCCAGUUGAUGAGUAUUACUACAAUUAUAUCAGAACAGAUGCAGGGAAUAAAAGAGAACUGUCUCAUAGAGACAAUUUAUCAGAUAUAUGGUGGCAAUAUGAUGGUGUGCUCAAUCCGUUUCCAGAGAAAGGUAUCUGGCAGAAAAUUAAGACAGCUGCGGGCUUUGAUGGAUAUGAGAAGAAAAUGGAGACUGAUCUUUUCUUGUUUGUAAAAGGGUACUUCCCAAGAUGGAAACAUUUUUUCACAGAUGGAAUUGAUAGUUCCCCUGCUGAUAUUACGAAAACUUUGGAUAUGCUGUACAAAGGGUUAAAAAAGGCUUAUUACAAAAAUUUGAAGAAGUGGAAAGUAGAGACAGAUUUCAAACAAACUGUUGGAAAGGCAAUAUUUGAUGUAGUGCGUCCAAAAUUUGCAGACCUGCAGAACAACAAAGACAUUGUUGGAGCAAUUGGCGUGAUGUGUGUGUUGGAUGACUUUGAAAUUGCUUUGAAUCAAAUAGGGAAAAAUAUCUUGUUUGAAAGUUUCAUCUUGAAUGGAAAUCACAAAGAUAAGAAAUGCCCCGAGUACGAUACCUUGAAAGAGAACUACAGAGGAAUGAUUCCAAAAGUGCAGGAAGCAAUGAGAAAAUUGAUCAAGUCUGUGAAAAGUGAAGAGGAUCCAACAUGGCUGUGUUGUCUUCCUCUAUUUCAUUUUUUGUGUGGAAAGCUGAGACCUUUUGAUGAAGUCACUCUCAAUGAUACCCAUAAUGCACGAAGACCAGUUUGGUGGGGAAAGGAAGAAGUCUAUGAAGAGAUGGCAUAUUUAAAGGGAAAAACAAAAUGGAGCAAAGAACCAGGUGUUAUAAUGAGGAAGCUGGAACCUAUGUUUGAGAUAGACUUUUAUCUACCAAGGUCUUUUAUGGCCGUUUUACAAUUUGACAAGCUUGACGUAGUCAAAACCAAAGUUUUACCACCAGAAGUGACCUUGGCUGGGCUCUAUUACUUCUUUAAUACUUAUAUAGAGCAUUUUGAUGGUGAUUCAAAGCGAAAGACUGUAUAUGAGUGUCUAGAAGUUGUUACCGCACAGAUUAGAGAAUACUGGGAGAAAGAUGCUCAAGAAAUCACUCAUAACAUGUUAAGCAGUGCUUACUUGUGUGUAAGAAUUGGUGGAGAUUUAGUCACUGUAGCUUACUCUAAGCAUCGCAGGCUGACUGGUCUCAUGGCCAGAACAGUUGAGGCUUACAUGGUGUCACUAGCAGCAUUUGAGAAAUUGGUAACACAGGACUGUGAAGAAUUGAAGAACUUUUCAAAGAAAGAUAAAGAUGUCCAUUUAACUUCCAUGGAUGAUAAGAGAACAUGGAUAACUGUUUGGCUUGACAGCUUCAAUUUUUUGUACACUGUGCAAGAGGAUCUGAAGGUAUGGAAUCGAGUGUUGUCAAUUGAACUCCCUGACGGAACUGCAGUGAAGAAUGCCCUUAUGAAUGAGCUGAAGAACAACUUGCAAGCCACUCUUGACAGAAAGACACCAUCAACCAGAGAAGACUUGGUGGAAAUAUACUGCAGUGGUACAGAAGAGUUUUGUGCAGUCGUGCAGGAAAUUCUUGGUGCCUAUGCAUUCCAGGCACUAGAUAAAGGAUAUAUAUGUGAGGACAGGAUAAUGAGUGGUCCAGGAGCAACAAAAUAUGGCAGUAUGUUAUCAAGACUGUUUGAGAGAUCUUGGGAGAAGAACCAGUUGUGUGAGACCAAACCAAGAGCUAUUCUGAAAUUCACAUUGUCAUGGAAACCUUUUGUACAUUUCUUAGAAAUGUUUUAUCAAAGAGAGAAGUCAGACGUUUUGACUGGUGAUUGUCAAACUCAUUUCACUCAAGCUGCUACCCUGCUAAAAGAUUUGCUGAACAAACUGCUAACAGGAACGAUUUGUGUAGGAGACAUUGAAUUGAUCAAUGAGUCUGUGGAGACUUUUUUGCGAGCUAACUCCAUCAUUUGGAAGUGUGAAAGAAAUGAAGAUUUAGAUCAGUCUUUGGUGAGAGAUUCUUUGGUUCUGAGGUGUAAAGAAGUCAGGAAAUUUGAAGAAGUGAAAACAAAUGUUGGUAUCCUGGUCCAAAUGUGUCAACACUUCAAUGUGGAUUUGACAGACAUUGAUAGAAAGAUGGAAGAAUUUUUACAGCUAGAUGACAGAAAGUUGUGUGAAGUUUGCAAACCCGCCUUUAUAGAGAAGGUGGCAGAUAAAGAAGCUUACGAUCCAGUGGUAAUAGCCUUCAACUUGUCCCCGGACAUGCAGGCAGUGUUGGCAGAUCUUAAAAGGUUAUCCCAAGGAUCUCUCUUUUUGAAUAUGUGGGCUGAGCAAGGGAGGCAGACAGAGAAAAGAAAGGGAAGCCCUCUGACAGUUGAUGAAGUCAUGGAAAAUGUUUGGCAGGUCGUGUACCCAGCUUGGUUAAAGCUCAGCAAGCGUAUUGCCACUGGGGACAUUACUUUCAAGGAAUUUCAAGACCAUUUUAGAAAUGUGUCCAUUGAUAAUUUAGAACAGCAGUUAUCACAUUUACCUGAGGGCAAAAAAGGCUGGAUAAAGGAACGCCUACAGCAAGUACAGCAAAACAGAGAACUUGAGCAGUGUGUCACGGGAGCCAAUGUUAUACUUAGGGUUGUCAGAGAGUACAAUUUGAAGGGUAACUUUGAACCCAUCAAGAUGAUUGUGGAAAUGGUGCAGGGAACAGACUUAGAUGCCAGAAUGAGUGAAUUUAAUACAUCGUUGAUAGAGGCAUGUAAUGUUCUAAAGGGAAUCGGAGAAGAGGAAGCAAAGUGCCUAGAGGAAUUUAUCAACUGUAAACAGCUUAUUGAAUGGUUAAGAACAUCAAUGGAAAGUUUGAAGGAGUUAAAAGUGUUUGUUGAACUUGCAAGUAUUUCUGCUGGUGAAGGUGACAUGGAGGUCGCAAAGGUCAAAUUCCUGCAUGCUGCCACGACUGGAUAUGCUCCACUGAUUUUCAACUUGGAUGACCAGUGUGAUUACUCCAAGUUUUUAGAGAAAUGCCAAGUCGUCUGGAAAGAGCUCAAGGCUGAUCCACAUCUACCAACAAAACUGAAAGACACAAAUAGACAGUUGGAGUGGCUGAACAGUGUAAAGUCUGCCCAGGGCUCAGUAGAGGUGACGUCCAUGAGACAAGCAGAGGCCAUCAACUCUGUAGGGAUAUACAUGGUGGGGAAGAUUGAUCCAAAUCUACAGAAAGAAAAACCUACACUAGAUGAUGUAUUGCAACUACAUGUACAGAGAGAUGAAAAAGGGUCUCGUCUUCAAAGGAAAUACCAGUUUAAAGAGCUCCAAGAACUCCAGAGCAAACUUAUGCUGGUGGCUGGCAAGGCAGAACUUGGUAGAUAUGAUGUGGAAAGAUUCACCAUUGUUUUCGAUGCAAUAGUAAGACUUUGCAAUGUGUACAUCAAACUUGUGUCCUCUGGCUGUGUACUGUUUACUAACUGGCAAGCAAGAUUUCUGUGUGAUCCUGAUAGAAAAGUGUGUGCAUUUGUUAAAUUUGGAACUGGAGAGGGCUGCACUCAGUUGAAGGGCAGGAAAAGUGAGGAAGAGGAUGUUAGCACCAUAAUACCAAACCUGGCCAAAUCCAUGGAAGGAUGUCUAGAAGAGUGGCUAAAGUAUAUUGACCAGAAAAGAGAUGAAUAUCACCACUUAAAUUUCUUCACUAUUGAUCAGAUGGUGAUUUUACAGAAGGAGCUGGUUUUAAUGGGAGGCGAGGUAGAGCCAUCUGAUUUUAUUUACCCACUUUUAUCAGUUAUCAAACAUGACUGUUCAAAGAUGGAUUUGAUUGGUGCCCUGAAAAAGGCCAAAGGUGAUGUUUUCCAAAAAGAGGCUGAGCAGGAAGUUCUGACAAAUGAAGAAGAGGAGGAAAAGAAUGUUGAUUCAGAUGAUGAAGGUCAGACAAAGGCCACCGCGAUUGCAAAAUUCAUUGCCACCAUCACAGAAUCAGGAUUCUCAGAGAAACUAGCAAGAGACGCUUUGAGCAAAGGCAUGAUUGAACCUGACGAGAUUGAUGAAGGUUUAGUGUGGUGUGUGGAUCAUGAAGAGGAAUCAAAAGCCGAUUCAGAAUUAGAAAUAUUAAGUGAAGAGCAGGUGGAGGUGGUAGUUGAGGAAUACCAAGGCUGGACAAAAUCUGAGAUGUCCAUCUCCAUCAUGACUCAAAACAUUCUGUCUGAUCUUCAGAAAAACACCACAGCAGCAGACACCCUGAUCCCAGACCUAGAACAGUUGUGGGAGGAAUUCCUGUCCUCUAUUUCCUCCAGUGUCUCAGAUUAUCUCAGUGUGGAACAUCUGGGGAUCAUUCUCAGGAGACUCGCAGAAACUGAAACAUUUACAGUGAACCGACCUUUUCUCAGUUGUUUUAAAAGAGGAGAACCAAAUUUGUUACUUUGUCCACAAGAUGAGAUAUUGAACACUGUUCUGACAAUCUACAGCCAUGAUCCAGAUCAGCCUCUGCCUCAGUCGGACGAGAUCCUCAUGUGUACUCCACACACAUCUCUGGAUGAGGUGGAGAUAUUUUGGAGGAGAGCUGUACUUGACACAACAGACAGAAUCCAUUGUUUGGUCAGUGGGGACCUGCUGGAUUAUGAAGUCAGUGAUAAAGGGGAGAGAAGGCUGGAACAUCACAUGCAGAAAGCUGUGGAACUUGAUAUUCCCUACAAACUGGUGGUGGUGUGUAGUACAGAGAGGGAAUACCACUCCAGAAUUGUGGCGGCCCUGGACAAGUACAGACGCCCCCCUCUCCCUCUGAUGACACAUGACAACAUGACCAAAUACAUCAAGGAUAAGCUGACCUUUGACAUCAGGAGACCUGGUGCAACCCCUGCUGCUGAAGCCGACUUUGAACACUGCACAGUGAGAGUGGUGAAAUCAUGGAGAGCAGGAGUUGGCAAGAGUUUACACAAGAAAAGAUUGGCAGAAAAACUACAAGGUCUACACAGUGGUGUCAUUAGAAGCAAGAAGGCAGUGGUAUCUAUACCUUUACACGAGAGGGAAAUCUCCAUUGAUGACAUCAUGGGUGAACUCCUGAAGAACAUGUUGCAUCCUGGGAAAAUAGAACCACGACUGUUUCACAUUGAUCUUUCUCAUGAGGUCCAGGAGGGGGUGGACUACCUGCUGUUCCAGCUACUGAUCCUGGGCUGUCUGACCAAUAGUACUGGACACGUGUGGAGGAAGCUGCCCUACGACCUCUACAUUGUGGAGACCAUGCCUCUACUGGCCAGGGACUUCCAGGAGCAGAGAGGCUUUAUAAAAUGCAUGCACAGAUGUCUGGAUAUUCUGCCUGAUGUGACUUGUCGCUCUCCUCAUGAAAGUCUUAAGAAAUACCAAGGAAAUGCUCCAGAUAUUGGACAGAAUGACUUACUAUUUGACGAGAAGGAGUUCCAGAGCAACGUUUUCCAGAGACCAUUCCAAUACCUGUACAGAUUGGACAUGGGUCGAGGCCUGGGGGAUGUAGAUAUGAGGAGGACAGAGGGAAACCCCCAAACCUGUCUACAGACACUGCUCAAACAUUGUGGAAUCAGAGACCCUUCCUGGGCUGAGCUAAGACAUUUUGUCUGGUUCCUGAACACACAACUGGUGGACUUUGAGAACUCGGCUUUCCUUGGACUUGCAGCUGCACAAGAUCUCCCAGGAUUUUCACAAUUUGUCCUAAGAUUUCUCAUCCAGAUGUCAAGAGACUUUGCUACACGGUCGCUGAACAUGAGUGAGGAGUCCCCCAUACAGAUGUUACAGAGGAUGGAGUCUGAGGAGGAGGAGGAGAAUGAGGAGGUCGUGCUCCGUCAGUUUCAGCUCAGGAGGACAUGGGAGAGCAGCCCCCAUCCCUACUUGUUCUUUAACCCUGACCACAACUCUAUGACGUUCCUGGGAUUUAACAUAGAGAGACAGUCUGGUAACCUGAUAGAUGUACAAACAGCGACCGUUCUAGAACAGGGGAUCAUGCAGAGAAAUCUGCAGGAUGCCCUCACCAGAAACAGGGUCCCUAUCAAUGAAAACUUUGACAGUCUACCAAGAAUUCAAAAACUCAUCAAACUGUGUAGUGUGAUGGGGGUAGAAGAUGUAUUUGACCCUGACCCGACUUAUGAACUUACAACAGACAAUGUCAAGAAGAUACUGGCCAUCUACAUGCGCUUCAGAUGUGACAUCCCUGUGAUUAUUAUGGGAGAAACAGGCUGUGGAAAGACCCGUCUGGUCAAAUUCAUGUGUCAGCUUCAGUGUCCUAUUGGGGUGGAGGUCCAGAAUAUGAUCCUUAUGAAGAUUCAUAGAGACACACGUAGAAGUGACAUCCUCAGGAAAGUGCUGGAGGCUGAGAGAAUAGCUCAGGAGAACACAGCUAAUUAUGGUCAGAGACUGUAUACUGUGUUGUUCUUUGAUGAGGCCAACACUACAGAGGCUAUAGGUCUAAUCAAGGAGAUCAUGUGUGACCGAUCAAUGGAGGGGGAACCACUCAAACUCUGUCAGACCCUGAAAAUCGUGGCUGCUUGUAACCCCUACAGAAAACAUUCUGAGGACCUGAUCAAGAGACUAGAACAAGCUGGACUGGGGUACCACGUGGAUGCUGACAAAACCACAGACAGAAUGGGUACUUUUACUUUCAUCAAAGACGUCCGAGUUCCAAUGAGGAGAAAUGUCUAUCAAAAGCCCCUCCCCAGAGUAUGCUUCCCCAGAAAUGACUUUGGACAACUGGACACUAAUGUGGAGGAAAUGUACAUCAAACAGAUGGUCCUCAGAUACAUUGGAGGAGGAAAACUUCCAAAUGAACCAAAUUUAGACACAACAGUCAGUCAUAUUCUUACAUCAGCUCAGGAAUUCAUGAGGAGACAACAGGAUGAAUGUAGCUUUGUGAGCCUGAGAGAUGUGGAGAGAGUCCUGGAGGUGAUGAGCUGGUUCUACAGACAAAGUCAGGGGGAGACAAACCUGUUUGAUCUGAUGGAGGAGGAGGAGGUCUUUUCUCUAGAAGAAGACAUGCUGUAAAAAUGACCAAUGAAAUCAUUGCAGGCUGUCAGUAAUUUGACAAAGUCACUCGUUCUGGCUCUUGGAGUGUGCUACCAUGCAUGUCUGAAAAACCGAGAGAAGUUCAGAAGAGAAAUGGUUGAUGAGUUUAGACCUCCAUGUAUCCUUCCUAUAGGUGGUGGGCAAAGAGGGGCUGAACAGAUGUUGGACAUUAUCACCAGAUGCCAGAAUGUUUUCUUGGAGAUUGAUAACUUGGGAGCCAACAUUGCUAAGAACCAGGCUCUGAGAGAGAAUGUGUUUAUGAUGGUGGUCUGUAUAGAGCUCAGAAUUCCUCUUUUCUUGGUGGGAAAACCUGGCAGUUCUAAGUCCCUGGCUAAAACCAUUGUAGGUGAUGCCAUGCAGGGAAAUGCUGCUCACACAGAGAUUUACAGGAACUACAAACAGGUCCAGAUGGUGUCCUUCCAAUGCAGUCCUUUGUCUGUACCAGAGGGAAUUGUGGGUACUUUCCGUCAGUGUGCCAUGUACCAGAAAGACAAAGAUCUCAACAGAUUUGUGUCUGUUGUUGUUCUGGACGAAGUGGGACUGGCCGAGGAUUCUCCCAGAAUGCCCCUCAAGGUCAGAUUUAAGACAAACAUUUCUGAUUGUAUCACUGAUUACAAUCCACCUGCUCAUUCUUAGGUAGCCUUUAUAGGGAUUUCUAACUGGGCUCUGGAUCCUGCCAAAAGGAAUCGUGGAAUCCUUGAACAGAGAGAAAUUCCCUGACCUGGAGAACUCAUAGAGAGUGCAGAAGGAAUAUGCUCAAGUAACAGAAGGAUAAGUAAGAUGAUAAAGCCGCUGAUCAAACCCCUGGCAGAGUCCUACCUACAAGUGUUUAAAUCUGUCAUUACAAAGAGGGAGUUCUUUGGAUUAAGGGAUUUCUACAGUUUGAUAAAGAUGGUGUACAGUUUUGCUGAGAAGAACAACAAGAAGCCCACCUGGUUGAUGUUACAACACUGCAUCAAGAGAAACUUUGGAGGAUUUGAACACUCAGCAGAGCAAGAUCCUUUAGCCGUGUUCUCAGAGAAACUCAAAACAGUGGAAAAAAUUCUAACGCCUUCCCCAGGAGAUCCUGACUGUACACCUGCUGGUCUCAUUGAAGCCUGUCUCCAAGGUGACGGAGUGGACAGUGAUACACGAUACCUGCUACUGCUGACAGAAAACUACGGAGCUUUGACCGUUUUACAACAGAAGAUUCUGACAAUGAAGAACGCUAUUACAAUAUUUGGUAGCAGUUUUCCAAGUGAUCAAGAGUACACACAGGUUUGCCGAAAUAUUAAUCGUAUCAAGAUCUGCAUGGAAACAGGAAAAACUGUGGUUCUUCUGAACUUGGAGAAUCUGUAUGAGAGUCUCUAUGAUGCCCUUAAUCAGUAUUAUGUCUACUUUGGAGGUGAAAGAUAUGUAGAUCUUGGAUUGGGAACUCAUCGUGUCAAGUGUAGAGUGCACAAGAAUUUCAGGUUGAUAGUGGUAGCAGAGAAGGAGGUUGUAUACAGACAGUUCCCCAUUCCUCUGAUCAACCGACUGGAGAAACACUUCCUCAACAUCUCCACCAUGUUGUCUCCAGUCCAAGUCAGCCUGGCUCACAAGUUGCAAAUUUGGGCAGAGGACUUUGUCAAGACAACUCUACCAUACUCAAGAAACCCAAGGGAGAAGAAAGCAGGGUAUAAGACAGGAGAUGUCUUCAUGGGCUUCCAUGCUGAUACAUGUGCCUCAAUAAUCCUCCAUGUCUGCCAGAAAUACAGCGAUGAUGACUUGGAAACCAUUGAACAAGAGGUGAUGCAAGCUGCCAAAGAAGUCUUACUGUGGUGUGCCACUCCUGAUGGUGUAUUGAGGGCCAAACAGAAACUUCCUCCUCGAGAAUUUGCAUUUGUGGAGAACAUUUACUAUGAACAGCAAAAACAUGAUAAUUUGUUGUUCUACCUUGACCAGAAGAUUGGGAUGGAAAAUAGUAAUGGACUGUAUGCUCAGGUGACUACCAACUCCAAGCUGAUCACCACAGUUGAUAAAGCAGAGCUGUCCCAGUACCUCCACAUUCCUCACACACAGAUCACACUACUCAAUCUUCAGUCAUUUGACACAGAACAGCAGUUCUGUAGACAAGUCAAACAAAGUUUUGAGAGAGACUUGGAAUCUGAGUCCCUGUUGAUUGUACAGUGUGACAGUGGAAAUGAGAAUGCCAGCCUUGUGGCCUGUGCCCAGUAUUCUGUGCUAGAUCAGCUACAACAACUGGAAGAUGAGAAGACAGGGAAAACACACAUUGUCUUCAUCAUCCAUCUCCCAAGGGUGGCGGGUGGAGGAUUUACGGGAUUCCAGUGUGGUCUGUGGCACUCAGUUCAUCUUGAUGACCUUAGACCAGAUGAUGAAAAAAUGCCUGGUUUUAGGGAUCUGAAGAAUAAGAGUGUUGGCACUUUACUAGAAAAAGCAGCUGGCUCCUCUAAACCCAGAGACACUGAAGAAAUGGAGUGGGAGGGGAGGCCAGAUCAGGAUAAACAGGAAACUGAGGACAUAGAAAUGGAGGAUCAGGAUAUUUAUCCACAUGACUUUGGCAGCAUGAUGGAGCGCACAGGACAAGUCCAUAAGGAGAAGAAAGUGGAUAUUCCGUUCUUCAUCAAACUGACAGCACAUCCAGCUCUGGCCAUGGUGAAAGAUCCAGCUGAGGACUCCGCCAGAACAACAGAGAGAGUGAAAAUUCUGUUAGAGCUUCUACAUCAAGAAGCAAAAGAAAAAGUGACAUUCAUGCAAGGAGUGGGGCGCCACCUAGCGGCCUUGAUGAAGGAGAAAGAGGAGACCAUGGGGCAGUCUGCUGAGAGUUGGUUGUAUUCAGAGGCCACCAACAGGGACUGUAUUGACAGAGUGGGGACAUUCAGAAAAGCUAGAAACCAGUGCAUCAUUGAGAAAUUAUCCCCCAUCUUGGCUGGCAUCAUUGCACAAGUGGACACCAACAGUAACCUUGACCUUUUGAUUAAGACUGACCCCGAUACAUGGGAGCACAAACUCUGGCUUGAGAUCAUCAAUGACCCCUCAGCCACACAGAUAGAGUAUUCCAUGAUUGUGUCCCCCAAAAGACACCAGGAACUUCCUGAGGUGAUGGUGAGGGGGACGGGGUGUGAUGGACAGAAAUUUACAGCUCAGAUGCCUUUCUCCUGGCUCAUCUACAAACUGAUUGACCGGAUCUUGAGAACCUCACAGAAUGUAGAGAAUAUUGAAACAACACCAGAAUUAGUCAUUAGGGUAACAGGUAUUAUAGAGAACACAGCACUUGGGAAAGUGCUUCAGAAAUGUCUUGGUGGGAUCAAGGUUCCUGACUUUGUCAAGCCAUAUCUCUGUGAUUUUGUUAACAUGGUAUAUCAUGUGACCAGUGUUGAGGAGCAUGGGCUUGUGUGUGAAAAUUUACUGAAUGGAAUGAAUAUGGACUUCAGAGAAGGACUACAGAGUAUUGUGAUGAACUUAGUAGCAAUUCAUGCUGUACACAAUAAAUAUGUUCCAAGACUGAGGAAUUUUGCCAGCAUUACACGAGUGUGGCCUGAAUGCAGUGACAAAAUCAUUGAGUUUCAGCACAAAAGUACUCAAUUUUACCUUGUCACAAAUGAAGAACUGACUCUAGAUAUACUUGGCCUCUACCUGCUGCUACAAUCCUUGGAGCCUGGGAAGGACUCACUCAAUGACAACAGGGGCAGACAACACUGGCAGAAACAGGUGCUCAAGUACCGACCUGUGGUGGAGAGGAUUCUGGGACAGUUUGUACAGGAGGUGGAUCCAUCAGGAGCGGCAGAGUUUGGGAGAAGAUGUUGGGAGGGCAGUAAGGAGGCUAGGUGUAUGUGGACUAGGAUCACCGUGAUGAAGCUGUUCCUUCAGCAUGUUUGUUCUGACGAUACACAGCCAACAGAGAGAUGCAUGAUGCUCUGGAUGAUGCUGAAGGAUAAUGUUGACUUUAAGAAAAUAGAAUCUUUGGAAAAGGUGGAAAAAUUCUUAAAGAUCUGCAUGAAAAAAGUUGUGAAAACAGCAAUUGGGGGUCAGACAAACUGCACAGCCUGUGAGAGUGAGAUCACAGAGAGACCUAUACAACUCCCCUGUAAGGAUGUCAUCUGUAUUAAAUGUUAUAACGAGAUGAAGAUUCUGAGAGCUACUGAGUGUCCUGCUUGUCAUAGUGAGAUUUCUGGGGAUUUUGAUCCUCAAGAAGACAAUACACAAAGAAUAAAGUUCAAAAAGCUACAAGAAUUCCAAAGACGUUGCAACAGCUUUUUCAUGGAUCUGGUAUCUCAGCUUUGCUUCUCUGAUGAUGAACCACCAUCCAGACAAGUAGUUGAGAAGCUCAUGUCUCACAUCACAGCUACAGCUAAAGGUGGCAAAAUGGCCAGCAAGGAACUGUCAGUGUUUGAGGAAGGCAUUGAUCCUACACCAGUCCUACGAUCCUUCCUUCUACAACACCUGCUGAGAACUAACUCUGAUGAAGUAAGACAAUGCCUGGGGGUAUAUUUGGAUCAAGUGGAGAAAAUGAUGUCCCUCACAGAAAAUGAAGAGAAAAUGAUAGAACUGUCUCUGUUGGUCAUUCAGUGCCUAGAGGAUUCCUAUGAUCAAGAAGCAACAAAAGGUGAUGACCCGGAAAAAUCUAAAAUCAAGAUGGCUACCCAGAUGCUUCAGCACAAUGUCCAUCUGGUGAUGAAGGAGGGGUUAGAUGUAGAGAAGCUGUACUGUAUGGCUGAGACCAGGUUUGGUCUGAUUGUUGUGGCUGAGAUCCUCCACAAGUUACUGGUGGAGAAGUCUAUAAAGAUGGGACAGGGUGUCAGAAGACUUCUAGAAGCUGCUGGUAGGCUGUGUGACGAAUGCGGGUCAAAGCAGCCAAAGUUGUUCCUGAUCAAACAUCUCUGCCGAUGCUUUGGGUUGGAGACCUAUCAAAAAGUCUGCAAGUCAAGUGAUACUGCCACAGUUCGCUGGUUAAGUGUACCAGAACUCCAGAAAAAUGAGAUUGCUGAGUGCAGUGACAGGUUUAUUGUGUGUGGAGACCAGUACAAAACACUGAGAGAGAAGUUAACCCAGGCAGCCCUGGGACAGAAUAUGGAGCUACUCAACACAGCUAUAGAGAGUACCAGGGUUCCUGAUUUCCAGAAAAGAACACUAGCACUCCUGGCUGUGUUUAGGGAAAUAACUAUGUCCUAUUUAUACCCAGAAAACAAGAGGAGAGUUACUGCUGCUGCUGUUGAACUAUUACAUCAGUUUAUGGCACAACAUCCCCUGUUUGCAAAUCAGGUUGAUUUUCCUGGGGCCCUGUGUAAGAAUGAGCUGUGGAGGAGGAGCCCUGAGCUGACCGUAGAGGAGGGGAUGGACCUGGGACAUCAGAGUACCGUGUGUCUGUUGAACCACUUCUUUAUCACACUGUUACAGAUCCCCGAGGAGAGGACACUCAUAGAACCCCUCAAUAAACUGGCUCAACUGCCACAGGACAUGCAGGGUGCUUUCCUUCCCACAAUGCCACAAGAUAAUGUUGCAGAGAUGAGGGAGGCUCUGCUGGCUGCCAGAGGAGUGAACGAUGCAAAUCCAGUAUUCUAUCGUUGCCCAAAUGGUCAUCCAUAUGUAAUUGGAAAUUGUGGCAGACCAGCCAUUGUUGGCAGGUGUAAAGACUGUGGUCAAGAAAUUGGAGGUCAAGGUCACCAAUUAAUAGCUGGCAACAUCCUUGACCAAGGGUUAGAUCAGACGGCCACGGGUCACAUUUUGGGUCGAGCAGAAGGGAGACAACCUGUAGCCAGCCCUGAGAGAAGUCUGUCCCCUAUUGAGUGUGCUAUAGUCAGACUCUUCACCCACAUGGCAAUGUACCUAGGAGCCAGUAUUAACCUUCAGGCUAUACACAGCAUAAUAAAGCCAGACCUAGAUCCUGCAAUAGUCCUGCCAUUCCUGUGGGCUCACAUAGAGAAAGAUCUCCUGACCAUCCAGAGAGCCAUAGGGAAAAGUGUGGACGAUGUCUAUAUCCUGAUACAUAGAAUCUGUAAUGACAUCAUGGAGAAACAUAGAGGUACGCCGGUGAAUCAGGAAAUAUGCUUCUUGGCCAAUAAAAAUAGCAGAAAGAAAUGGGAAGAGGACUUUACCCAAACUUAUGUAUCGCCAGUUCUUCAAGAUAUGAACAGCUUUUUGAAAUCUUUGAAUAAACAACUUGCUAAUGAUCAGAGACUUGGUUCUGACCCUUUGCUGUGCCUGCUGUUUGAGAUAGACAUUCCCUCUGAGCAUUCCUCACCGAGCACUCUUCACAACGUUCCCGCCGUGUGGCGCUACCGCUCUCAGAUAACCAUGGACCACCUACUGCACACCUUACAAGUACAGGGCAGGGCUCAUCAAGUUCUCACCAUGUUCUUACAAGAGGAGCACCAUCUGAGAGCUAUCCGCCUGGUACCAAACAUCCUAAAGCUUCAAAGGAUGUUGGUACAGCGAUACCAGAGAAAGCUGGACAGAGUUGAGGCUUCUAGAAUUUCAAUUGAAGAUAUGAUAGAGUCGUAUGAAAAUGAGGGCAGAGCAGAAGAGAUCAAGAGAUUAGUAAGGGACUUCAUUGAAGCAUGGCAGUGUGUACGUGAACAAAUUUUGACAUUCGCUUUUCCCACCCUGGAAGGAUUGGCAAGGAUACCCAAGGAGUAUUGUCAUAAGUCAAUAACUGAGAGUCACCCUGUAUCUGUAUUGUUACCCACCUUCAGGGAUGCUGGACUCUGCUCCUAUGGCCUCCUCUACUUCUUACUGAAGAAACAAAAUAACUUCCUCCAGGAGUACUGCAAGAAGAAAAAAAUGCAGUACACACAGCUGCCCAAGGUCCCAGUAAAUGACGUGACGUCCCCCCACCUGAUCAGCUACCACCCUGACCGGGACAUCCUCCCCAUGGUCCUGGCCAACUGUCACUACACCUUCCAGGUUGGCAAGGGAACCAAGAUAGAUUACAACUUUGGGGACCUGGAGCGCCAGCUGAUGGACAGAUUCCUGUUCUCCAAGUCGGUCAUAGACAUGCCUGUUUAUGAGUUUGAGAUGAUGACCUACAGAUCAGAGACAACCAAUGCAGUGGUGUUUAGACACCUCAGGCAGAAAAUCAAACAGGAACCUUUGACCCCAGCAGUAGCCAAUCAGAUCAGUGAAGAGAUCAGAGCUUACCCUGACCUCUGUCAGACUCUUGAUAAGCUUGACAUUACCAUCAGCUUCCUGAAAUCUGUAGGGGGUGAUGCGAACAUGUCCUUGGAGAAGUUCAUGACCCAGACUCUUAAAAUGGAAAAUCCAUUCCCCAGUCAAAAAGCUAGAUCUUCCUGUUUGUGCAAGCAUGCUCAAUCUCUCUGGAUCACUUUGGCAAUGGAGAAAACCAAAAGACAAGCUUCACACAAAGAGGAUGCCUUUGAGGGAGUGUCAAGUGAGUUGAGGGUGGACCUCCUCCCUGACCAGCGUGACAUCAUCACUGCGUUCUGUGAGGAACUCUCUGUAGAGAGACUAGAACUCCUGCUGGAAACCCUGUUUGAGUGUAUCAUGUUGACCAUCACGGUCCCCAGAGGAACAGAUGAUGACGAUUUAGACAUGACCAAACUCAGCCUGAGAGACACUCUGAUUGGCUACGUUUCAGCUCCUCAGUAUGACCUUGACCCAAACCACCCAGGAUGGCUGAUGAACUUUGUGGAACAAAUUCCAAAUGAAGGAGAAAACUUUAGGAAAAUUAUAAACAGCCAGGCGGUGGAUGUGUGGCUGUUUUUAUAUGCUAUCUACACUCAAAAACGAAGUGAAAGGAGAUAGAAGUAUUGUGUUGACAAAAGACAAAGUAAAAGUAGAAGAAACUUCUUUAAGAAAAUACAUACAUGUAUAAUGUAUGUGGUCUUUGGACAGAUCGAUAUACAUGUACAUGUAAUACAUGUACAUGUAAUAAAAAUCUUUCAAUUUAAUGAGGGCUUCAAUUUUAUAGAUGCUUAAAACAUAUUCAUGAACUUGGAAAAUGAAACCUUGAUUUUAAUAUUCUAUUUACACAUAAUCCUAUGCAAGUAUUAGGCAUAAUAAUACUUUGCCUUAACAUUUUGGUGAAAUAUACUGUAUGUUGGGACCAAGCCUUAAUAAUGUGAUAAAAAACACAAUUGUGCCAAUAGUAGUAAUAUUAAAAGUUUAUUGCUUUGUGUGUAUUUAAAGAAAAAUGAUUAUUUUUGUUCUUUUAUGGUGAUUUUGAGUUUGCAUAUUUUCAAAUUUUUUUUAAUAUUUUAAGUCAUUUUAGGUAAUAUCAAUCCUAUUUUGUUUGUUGGAAAUUGUGGUCUUAUCUUUAUGUGACUUGUACAGUGCAAUCAAUGUUAAAAUGAUGUUACGCAAUUUUAUGCAAAGAAAGUGCUUUUGAACUUGCAUGAAGUUUAUAAUAUUUGCAGAGAACUUUUUAACAUUUAUUUUUUAUUUUUGGUUUUUAUUGCUUUUGACAUAUAAUAAAAUAUUUCAUUAUCUUCACAUAUAUGUUUGAAGUUUAUGAAUUCAUCAAGAAAGACUAGUUGUAAACAAAUUUUUGA